This is a messenger RNA of Equus quagga, 3691 nucleotides long. It is a transcript of the gene CCDC116, whose product is annotated as coiled-coil domain containing 116. Lineage: Eukaryota; Metazoa; Chordata; Mammalia; Perissodactyla; Equidae. Gene Ontology annotation, cellular component: centrosome. The record is from RefSeq and is a predicted model, not a curated record. The coding region runs from base 1125 to 3533 and encodes 802 amino acids. The transcript has 4 exons.
UACAAUACGGUGUGGCAGAGUCUGGAAUAGGAUUUGGGAUAAUUCUGUUGAGGAAAACCUUCUCCAAGGAGAUGACACCUGGAAGGGGCAUUGCAUUAGGAGGCAUUUACUGGGCAGAGGGGGAAAGCAGGGAGGAGAGGUAAGGAUAUACAAGAUUCUUAUUGGGAUGCCAUGUGUGUUGUAUGAAGACUUGACUUAAUCUCCAUACUCCUAUGUGGAAUGACACUCAACUCCAUUUACAGAGAAGGAGCAGAUGAUCAGAGAGGUUGAGUCACACCGGCAGGAAACAGCAGAGCUAGGAAUUCAAGCUAGAUCUGUGACUUAGAGCCCAGACUUUCUACUGCGCUUAAGGGGACCCCUGAGGGGAGAGGGCUCAAGACAGACCCUGGGGUCAUCCACACUGGGCGAUGGGACUACCCUGGAAAGGAGCAGUCAGACAGCAGGAUGACCAGGACGAUGCAGCGAUAAGAGCCGAGGAAGGUGCUUGUGUCACCGGGAGACUGGUGGCUUUCUCCCUUAGGCUCCCCUGAGGGCAGGUGCAGAGCGCGGAUGGCGCUUCCUGUCUGGGCGGAGCCGGUCAACAGCAUCUCCAGCCGCCGGCUCCAGCCUCGAAUGUGGGCGGGGCAGAGCCUCGUAAAGUGGGGGGAGGGGAGGAGCCAAUGUUAGCCACGCCCCCAACCAUUGUGCCGGGGGAGCUACAGGGCGAAUGGCCCGUUGUGAGCCAAUCAGGACGUGGCAUGUAAAUAAGCAAGUGGGCUCCCUGGGGGCGACCCCAGAGCGCAGUGUCGCCGCCCUCCAGCGGGUACAGACCGCUCUGACCGGCCCCGAGCGAGGCGCCGAGACUCUGGUGAGCGGGUCGGCUCUGGGCCAGGGGCGGAGGCCAGGGUCUGGGAGGAGAGAGGGGUGGACACACCCAGGCCCAGAGACCAUCGGAGGCAGGAUGCAGAUGUCCUCGGGGACCUCACCCCCUACGAUUCUGGACAUGGAUGGUGUGCAGAAGCCCAGGGGACUCCGAGCAGAGGAAGGGCCAGACGCACGAACGAUGUGGGGUGCGGGGAGCGAGGGACCCGCAGCCCCUGGGGCCACCGACGCAGUAGCCAACGGACGGACGUAGACUUGGACUCAUGGAGGCCUGGGGGGACCCUCACGCCAUCUCCCCGCCCAGUGCAGAGAGGAAUCCGCGGCUGCACUGCAGAACCAAAGAGAGGAGUUGGGCAGUGGGCCGGGCCACCCGCACUAUGGCCAGCUGCCGCCAUCACUCGGGAUACUUGGCCGACGAUGAGGCGGGCCACACUGCGUACAUGGCCCGGGUGCAGCCACCCAAGAAGCCACUGUUGCCGGAAAUGGGGCAAGCCUCCAAGCUGGGCCACAUGCCACACCCACCGUCGAUGUAUGGCCCCUCAGGCAGCUCAGGGCUCCGUGGCCACCGCCGAAACCUGAGAGGCCUACAGCCCUUUGGUAGCUUUCUGGAUUUCCUUGUUGAGGGCCAGGUCCUGGACAGCCUGCAGACGGUGGUGGAGGAGGCAACUGAGCGCAUGGCCACUGUGAAGACAGAGGCCGGGGUGCCGCUGGUGGAGGUGCAGGACCCUAUAGAGGUGCCGAGGGCGGGGCGGCGGGUGCGUGCCCAGCCAAGCCUCAGUACCGUGCACCGGCACCGUGCCCGGCCCAGCCUCUGCACCGGGCGCCCCAACAACUACCCAUCCUGCUCCAGCUCUGUGUCUGACUCCCAUAGCAGCUUCACAGCCGGCUGGUUGGGCUCCCGCUGCCCAGACAGUGACUUGGGAGCCCGUGGCUUGGGCCCACUGCCGCCCGUGAGGGACAAACUCCUGCUGGAGAAGAACCUCAAACGGCUGCUGCGGCUGGAGCAGAGAGGGAAAUGCCUGGGGCAGUCCUCCUCCCAGAGGAACUCUCUGCUGUGGGACUCGCUGGGCAGCCAGGCCAGCAGCCAGUGGACCCCGGAGCAGCCCCUGUCCUGGUUCUCAGGCCUGCUGGGCUCAAGCUCAGGCACGCCUGAGGCAUCAGACCUGGGGCCUGGAGAGCAGGAGCUGAGCUUCCUCAAGCAAGAGUUCAACAAGGAGAUCAAGUCCUUGCUGAGCCAGCCGGCAUCGCUCAACCUGCCAGGCUACUGUUCCCUCCUCGAGCCCCAUCAGACCCUGGGCUUCCUGGCCGAGCACCACCUCUUCCCCGCCCUGCAGAAUGUGGUCAGCCAGGCUGUGGAUAAGUUUAGCAAUGCCCGCCGCCACAAUGGCUGCCCUCUCUUCCUAACAGAAUGGGAAUUCCCUGGGGUCAGAAUUCCCACGACAGAGCCCAACUCUGGCCCAACAUCAGGCUCCAAGCUGGCCAUACCCACCGACCAGGAGGAACCCUGCGAGUCUCUCCACACCAUACCCUCCAGCCUCAAGAUGGUUCAUAGAAAGAGCAUCAAAUACGGAGGACGGGGCAAGCUCAAGGAAGGUGCUUCCCCCGUGUCUAAUGCCCAAGUGGCCACCAGGUUCAGUCUCAAGGUGACACCCACAGAAGAGCCCAAAGUCCCCUCACCCCACCCCAGGCAAGAGGUGCCCGACCAGGACCCUGAAGUACAGAGACCACCUGUGCCUGCUUCUGGGCCCCUGUGCUCCAGCCAGAGGGCCCGGCCCUGGCGGAGACUGCAUCUCAGCCUGCCCGCCCCGGGGAUCACUGUGGAAGUGCCCUCCAGCCAGACCCACCUGACCACCGGGGGCACAGCUCCACUUGCCUCCCCUUGCCCUCUCUCCUCCCACCACCACCCUGUAUUCUCACCACUCGCCUCCUUGAGCCCCGAGUACAGGUUCCUGAAGAAGAAGCCGCUGCCCUCCAUCUCGUCCAAGUCCACCAUGUCCCACCUCUCCAGCCCCUGGUAUGAGGAGCUCGUUAACUACUUGAUGGAGCAGUCCGUCUCCUUGCUCGUCUACAAGUACAAAUUUGAGAAGAACCUUACCGAGCAGCUGGGCUUCAUCUCCUUCCCUGUCACUGAGGUGCUCAUGGACCUCUUCCUGGGCUUCAAGAAGGUGAAGGGCUCCCGCAUCCGCCUGUCCUCAAAGAUUGACUGGAGCUGCCUGCUGCGCAAGCUCGAGGAGGCUGAAUGGGCCCGGCCGGUGUCCUGGCAGACCCAGCACGACGCCUCCCACCUCGGCUCCUCCCAGCAUAGCAGAGAGUCCCCCUCCACGCUGCCCCAGCCAGCCACCGACAUGGAUCAGGAUGAGGCCACAGAGCCUGGCCUCGAUGCUGAGUUGGCAGACCCCCAGCUGCUCACCCCCGAGAAGGAUCCUACAGCUGAAGAGGAGGAGACCGCGAGCCUGCUGCAGGCCAAGCUCUCCACGGCCUCCAGCAUUGGCAUGGGCUCCAAUCCGUCUGAGCAGGCAGAGGACAUGGAGGAGAGCUGGAGCAGUGAGGAUGGCGAGGAGGACAACCACAACUUCUUUGGGGACCAGGGUGAGCCCUGGGGCCCCCCCAAGGCUCAAGUGGAGGCCAAGGUCAGCCACUCCACAGAAGCAGGCCACGGUGACCCCCCGUGAGGGCCCCCAUAAGCCGCACUGAGCGCUCAGUUCCCUGCUCCUCCUCCUGCUGUCAGAAUGCUACCCACCCAACCUGCCCCUGCCCUGAGCAAAGGUCAGAAGGGCCGAACGCCCCUAGGGAGCUCUGCUGUGCCUCUCAGGGGAGCCAACGGGGCAAA